Exophiala spinifera is the source of this 735-nucleotide messenger RNA. RefSeq lists its product as uncharacterized. The coding region runs from base 1 to 735 and encodes 244 amino acids. The transcript is spliced from 2 exons. The record is from RefSeq and is a predicted model, not a curated record. Gene Ontology annotation, biological process: DNA replication; double-strand break repair via break-induced replication. NCBI's taxonomy places the organism in Eukaryota, Fungi, Ascomycota, Eurotiomycetes, Chaetothyriales, Herpotrichiellaceae. Gene Ontology annotation, cellular component: GINS complex; nucleus.
AUGGCCUUUCCUCAUGCUCCAGGCCUCCUCCCUGCGGAGGUGGCCUUCCUCUGCGAGAUGGAGCAAAUCACCGUCGUCCCACGACAGCGUCUCGAUCGUCUGGACUUACUCGGCGGACCCACCAAAGCCCUCAUACCUCCUCAGCGUACGACGCUUCCGUUGUGGCUUGCGAUCCUGUUAAAACGCCAGCGGCGUACCAACAUCAUACCUCCACCAUGGCUAUCCACGGAGAGCCUCGAGGAAAUUCUCGAAAUCGAAACCAGGCAUUUCACAGAAACAUUUUCUCCUGCCCCACAGAUACCGGCGACGCGACAGACAGAUUACUCUGGGAGACCGUUCUACGCCUCCCCGCCUUUCGUUGGCUCUUGUACUGCGAACGCUGCCCCAACUGCCCUGCCUUAUCAUUGGUAUGAACUCUCAGAGAUAUUGCUCGAAUCUGCAAGCGAUGAUGUGUCAGAUCCGGAUAGAGUACGGCAGCUUCUCAGAGAUAUCAGAGAAGUCCGAUUAGCCAAGAUGCGAAAAGAGGUUGACCAAUUAUCAGGAGAUGGGGAAGGUACACGGCUCGACGGGGUUGGUGCCAUGGAGAUAUCUGAAUCCAGAGGCUUUGUCACAGGAGUCAUGGACGGCCUGAGGAAACUCGACGCCAGCCGAGAACAAGCCCGGCGUGAACGAGAAGAAGAGGAGAGAGAGAACCGAAGAUAUGACGACGAUGAUGAAGACGACGAAAUGACAUAA